GCAAAGCCAGAUCAUCAACACAGCAAUGUCAGUCAUGACACCUGCUGUUGCGACUGUUGUACUUAUUUUCCUUUACCUACAUGGAAGUCAAGCAGCCAGCCCACACAUCGUGUUCAUAGUUGCAGACGAUCUGGGCUGGAACGAUGUUGGUUUCCGUAAUCCACAGGUUCUGACGCCACACCUGGACAAGUUGGCCAAAGCCGGAGUCAUCCUCAACUCCACCUAUGUCCAGCCCGUAUGUUCACCAUCCAGAAACUGUUUCAUGACUGGGUACUUCCCCUACCAUACUGGACUACAGGACGGCGUUAUUAGUCCAACAUCUCCUGGCUUUGUUCCCAUCAAGUUCACCUUCCUCCCUCAGAAGUUAAAGGAACUAGGAUACAGCACCCAUGCUGUUGGGAAGUGGCAUUUAGGCUUCUGUAACGCAAAAUACACUCCGACCAACCGUGGCUUUGAUACCUUUGUUGGGUAUUACAUGGGUGCCGAGGACUAUUACAAGCACUCAAGAACAUAUGACGGAUAUUUUGGAUAUGAUCUACGCUUUAACACUACCGUCUAUAAAGAACCCGUUGGUAAAUAUUCAACCCAUGUGUUUGCAGAAAGGGCAAUUGAUAUCAUCAAAUCUCACGACAAGAAUACGCCACUCUACUUGUAUCUGCCAUAUCAGGCAGUACAUGAACCUCUGGAAGUUCCCCCUGAGUAUGAAAACCUGUACAACAAUAUCCACAACUUAACACGAAGGACCUACUGUGGUAUGAUCAGUGCCCUUGAUGAAGCUGUUGCUAACAUCACGAACGCUUUAGAGGAAACGGGACUCAUUGACAACUUGCUGUUGGUGUUCACGACUGACAAUGGCGGGCCUUAUUGGCAUUCUGCAAAUAAUCUUCCUCUACGUGGAGCUAAGGCUACACUGUGGGAAGGUGGAACGAAAGGAACUGGAUUCAUCUACAGUAAAACCCUUCUGAAAAAGACAGGCUACCUCAACACUGGAAUGAUGCAUGCUGUGGACUGGUACCCGACCUUGGUGGAGCUGGCUGGUGGAAAGAACACAGAUCCCAACAUGGACGGAGUCAGUCAGUACGACAUGCUGAUCAAUGGUGGACCGAGUAAGAGGAACGAGUUCGUCUACAACAUCUACGACAAGUCCAAUUCCUCAGCAAUUAGAUAUGGCGAUCUCAAACUGAUGCGAGGGUCACCGGGAAGUCACAAUGAUUGGGAUCCUCUUCCAACGUCUGGUGAGAGUUCAGAUGUCCCUCCCCAUGAAAACAGGGACAAGUUCCCUCCGUAUAUGUUGUACAAUAUCACCUCCGACCCAACUGAACAUUUCGACCUGUCUGCUAAGUACCCCGAGCUUGUAACGAUGAUGAAACAACGCCUUGAGAACUGGGAGAAGACACGAGUACCAGCCAAUCAUCCCCCGGCUGACCCUAAAUCUAAUCCAGAUCUCUAUGGAGGCAACUGGAGCCCAGGCUGGUGCUGAACAUUGUAUUAUGUUGGCCAGUAAAAUCAGAGAUACAAUACGUGAUUGACACUCUUCAAUAUGAUUCCGUUGAUUGUUUGCUUUAAUUACUCAUUGAUGCAUCUUUUAGUGAUAUCUCGUAGUACCAUCUAAAAAGACGACAUCCAUAUCGACUUCCACUAACGUCGCGUUUUGAUACGUUACUUACAUCUACAAAAACAACAACAACCGAAACGACGCCUUAAAAGAAUACAUAAGACGAUACUAGUAUGUCUCCAUUCAUUCGGAAAUAUCUUGAUGGCGAUCAAGUUUCCAUGUACCGAGGACGGGUAUAGCACUGGUGACACUAUCUAUUAUCACGAUCAACGAUCAUAAUUACUGAUGUAUUCAUGUAAGUAGCCACCUGUAUACGGUAAUGGCUGAGGUAAUCAGAGAUAAUGUGGAGUUAUUAACUUCACGUAUUGAUUUGAUAACUAUAUGUUUAGUAUAAUCAUUGCAUAUAAGGUUUUCAAGUAAAGUAAUACAACACAAUACAUGUUUAAGCUUCAUAUAACAUCUAAUGGUAAUGAAUAAAAUCUUAUAUUAAAUA
Haliotis rubra (blacklip abalone) is the source of this 2048-nucleotide messenger RNA. Its product is annotated as arylsulfatase J-like. NCBI's taxonomy places the organism in Eukaryota, Metazoa, Mollusca, Gastropoda, Lepetellida, Haliotidae. The record is from RefSeq and is a predicted model, not a curated record. The coding region runs from base 26 to 1480 and encodes 484 amino acids. The transcript has a single exon.